AUGGAAUCCCAAAUCAUGAAACGCCAAACUACUCUAACACAGCUCCCGCCGAGAAGGGGACUAGUAAAGAUCAGAGUAGUCAAGAGUCUCAUCAGAUCCAUGACGGCUUUUGCGUAUGGCGAUGGUGGACGGAACAACGGAAUCGACGACGGAGGUGAUUCAGCUUCUAGAACACCGCCGAUACCAAAUGGAUAUAAUUCCGAUGAAAACAACUGA
Messenger RNA from Lathyrus sativus (Indian pea), 216 nucleotides. NCBI's taxonomy places the organism in Eukaryota, Viridiplantae, Streptophyta, Magnoliopsida, Fabales, Fabaceae. The record is from the annotation of a GenBank genome assembly.